AUGCAGGAUAUCAAGGCUGACUUCAUUUGCCCUUUCAAUGCUUAUCACAAGCUGCAAGACGCAAGGAAACUCCAAUUUCAUAUUGGGAGAUGUGGAGACCGUAAGGGCAAGACUGUGUACAGAUGCUAGUACAACAACUCUCACAUCUUCAUUGAACCUCAAAAGCUUGUUCAGCAUGAAAGACAAUGUGAGUUUAAACCAACUAAGGUAGAGAACAAAGAUGAAGAAGCAAUGGAUAUCAACACGGCUGACGACUACUAGAAGUUGCUUAAUGAAGCCUCCACAAGAGUCCCGGUGGUUGCUUACUGCAAGUACAAUGUGGAACAUUUCUUCAAGACCGUCAAGGAAAGAGAAACUCACGAGAGUGUCUGUGAAAAUAGAGGCCAGUACGAAAGAAACAGUGAGAAGACUCAAAAGAUCUACAAUAAGAACAGGAAUUGGAUUGAGUAGACAAGAGUCAACAAAAAGGCCAAGAAUCAACAGCAACUUGAGUUGGGACUAGUCACUAAUGUCCCUGAAGCAUCUAUCAUGCCUCAACUCACAUACAAGUAUGUAAUGAAUGAACCAUUUAUUGCUGGUUCAGCAGCCACAAUUUGCAAUUCACAUGAUUAAUUCAAGUUCAAGAGGACCCGAGACUUUGAAAAUCCAAACAAUGAGCCUGCUGAAAUAAAGAAUAAAACUGAGGGCGAGAUAUAGAUGGAGCAGGAGAACUUGUGGAAUGAGAUAAAGGAAAACACUAAUGAAGACAUUACUAAGAUGAUAGUCAAGCAAGAUUGUCUGGAGAUCUUUGCUCUAGAUAUUGUAUUCAAGCAAAGAUUCGACAUAAAUUUGUUUGAGUUUAACAUUGACGAGUAUGUAUCAUUCCAAAAUUUCAAGGACUUGACUGGAAUUGAUCUGAGAGACAUCGAAAAAUGCUCACAGUUCAUGAAAGAGAAUGUGCUUUUUAAAUUGAAUGUAGUAAGUCAUGAAGACUAGAAGGGGUCCAGAUAGCUAGGACUGGCGAUGCUUGACCAACUUAGACAUUAAUUUGAAAGCUAGAUAGAUCACGAUCAUGUGACUACUAUCUGCAUGAACUAUACCCAAGGAGUGUCUUUGUUUGGAAAUGAAUCAGAAUCUAAUCAGGGCAGAAGUAUACUAUUCCUGGUCAGUAGGUUUACCAGAUAAAUCUCACAUUACUUGGACGAGUGCGAUUUCACUAUCAUUCAUUACUAGAGUCCAAUAAAGGAUGAGCCUAAUUCUACGAUAUUAUUACCAGGAGGAAUGAACGCAAAUAUGAAAAUACUUUGCCCUGAGGAUGAUGCAUCUGGACUGCUUAGAGCUUGGCAAGAGGCCAAAAUGAUAAAUGACAAAUUAAAGUUGGAAAAUGAUGACUUUCAGAAGUAGAUUGAGAGUCUUGAGAAGAUAAAUAGAGAUAAGGAUCGUAUCACUAGAUAGGAUAAAUCUUAGAUCAAUUACCUUGAGCAGGAGAACAGAAGGCAAAAGGCAAAAAUCAAUGAACUUUAGGAGUAGUUGGGGGAAUGUGAAAGUAAGAAGAUGAACCUCGAGAAGGAAAUCAAGGAGCUAAAUGAUCAACUGACUAUUAUGCAGAAGAAGUUUGAACUUGAAAGGCAAAAAGCUGAACAAUAUCAGCAAAAACAGAAUGAAAAAGAAUUAGAGCUGCACAAAUCAAGAGAUGUGCUCAAUGGUGCAAAUAAGUAGCUGAAAGUGAGAGACAACCAAAUUAAGGUUUUGGAAGAGAAGCUAAAGCAGACUUAGGAACUACUUAAUUAGGCAGCAAAUAUUCAGGCACCUGGCAAUGGAAGUAGCAGACUUGAUGACCCUCUAAGCUUGAUAAAAAGUGAGUUCAGUUAGAUGAGUAAUCAGCAGGUGCUUACUUAGCUCAUCCAGUUAAUGGGCCUCGAUAACAUCAGAAAAGAGUUAGAGGAAUCAAUCUCAUUGCAAGUAAAGCCUAAAUAUAAUUAAGCUGAUGAAUAAGAUGAAGAGAUGGAAGAAGUUGAUUAAGAAGGAGAAAUAAUAGAUGAUGAAGUUGACAUGAAUGUGAUUAGAUAAAAUGAGCUGCAAAAGAAAGCAAGAGACCUAAUGAAUCAAAGCAAGUAAUAAGCUUAAUAGCAGUAGCAGUCUAAACUUCCCUAGUUUGAGAAGUAAUCUGUAAAUAUCAUUGGAGGGGACAAGCCUUCAUCAGCCCACUCCAGCAAGAACGGGAAAUAGCAUAAUCAUCAGCAUUAGCAAAUGAACCAAGGUGACCUGGACAUCCUUCUGUGUCUAUCAUGCCAGGAUAAAAGAAGAGACACCAUUAUUUAGACUUGCAAGCAUUUGGUGUUCUGCAAGGAUUGCGAACUCCAAUACAGCCUAAAAAAUCUACAGAAAAAAGAGUGCCCUAUUUGUAGAAAAGAAUAUAAGAAAACCAUUCAAAUUCUCUAUGCCUGA
This is a messenger RNA of Stylonychia lemnae, 2427 nucleotides long. NCBI's taxonomy places the organism in Eukaryota, Ciliophora, Spirotrichea, Sporadotrichida, Oxytrichidae. The record is from the annotation of a GenBank genome assembly.